Schistosoma intercalatum is the source of this 1776-nucleotide messenger RNA. The record is from the annotation of a GenBank genome assembly. NCBI's taxonomy places the organism in Eukaryota, Metazoa, Platyhelminthes, Trematoda, Strigeidida, Schistosomatidae.
AUGUCCAGGCCAUCUAAAAAACAUAUAAUCUCUCCUGAUGCCUAUAGCACGUGCAAAAGAUUUAAAUCAGUCACUAAAGCGAAUAAUGUGAAACCUUAUAAACACACUGAUCAGUCUGCAUCCUACUCUGAUCUUCCCUCAGCCACACUAAACGUGCACCGUUUACUUGGACAAGACAUAUCACUACCUUGCAUCUCGCUUGUCGAUAUAAAUAAGAGCAGUCACAUACCGUUAGAGUCGACAUCAUUUGUCAGUCCAAACAAAAACACCACAUGUUGUGAGCAGUAUUUAGACAGUGCUGUUGACCCCAAACACCCAGCAAUCUCACAAUCGGCCAUCCUGAGUAGCGGCCCACGGAGUACAUGUAAGCCUGCCUACAAUAGCCAGCCCGGUGAUGUAGAUCUUGACUACUCACCCAGACAUAUACCCCAUCCCCCAACUAAGUGUGCACAAAGUGAACAUCCGCUAGACACCUGCAACAGGCCUGUAUGUAACCAUAUCGACCUUAGAAACUUUGAUAUAAACUCCGAUAAUCUCACCACUGGUAGACCUAAAAGCAGCCAAACAGAACUUAGCCUCACCCAAACUAUUCAAGACCUAUUACCUUACAAAUAUUUAAUCAGUGUUCCAGAAAAUCCCGAUCUGGAAAUUAUAAAAAACACUGAAAAAGUAAUUGACCAUAUAUCAUCUGAAGUGUUGAAAAGACUUCAGUGUAUGCAGAAUGUUAUUGUGUAUAAUAUACCUGAUAGUACGAACAUAAAGAUUGCUAAAAAUACUCUGCUACAAGAAUGUGGAUUGUCGCAAUCUUGGUGUGUAACAAGAAGAUUACGUAAGGCACACACUAAAGCCUCUUGUCCCAUUCUAUUUCAGUUUGGUAGCACCACUGAAGCUAAUCACCUCCUCAAUAGUCAGUCAUUACUGAGGCGUAUUCCAACAUUUAAAAAGAUUAGGAUCAUUCAUGACAGGACCGCUAUCCAGCGUCGAAUCUGCAAUGGAAUACACUGCCCCCCCCCAAAAAACGGAGGCACGUCGGACACUGCUAUUAGUCCUAAGGACAAGACCGCACAUAAAGCAGCUACAACCACUCACCCUCAGCCCAGACACUCAGCUACCCCAAAAUGCCAAACCACUUAUGCCUCAAUAGCGUCCAAGUAUUACCCUAGCGGCCCUUAUAAAAUGCCUAAAAAUGAUCCUCCCAGGGAUUGCGCUAACAGCUACAGACCCGCAGACACCGCUGUGCGAAAUAAUACCAAACUCUCCGUAAAAACCCACCAAUACUCCAGCACCCCUAACCCAAAACAUGCACCUUCUCAUAGUAAUAGAAUGCCCUACAACAAACAUAGUGAACUGGCAACACCCACUCAUCCUAAUGUGAAACGACACUCGACAAGAACCACACCCACACGUGAUACCCAUAAGUCAUAUGGUGUCAACCUUGUAAGCCCCAUGAACCAACACAAAACUAUACACAACAGAAACACCUCUCCUGGCAACAAUAACAGGCACUCCUUCAUCCCUUACCAGAAACAUACAACCUCCCCAACUAACCACAAUAGGACUAAAAUUGCCCGCCGCACACGAGGAAGUCAUAACGCUGGCCUACUUGGGAACCCACCUACAGAUUCUAGGUACUAUCUAAGUCAAGCCACCCAAUACAACGGUUUAGUCCCCCCUAAUUCGACAUGCACACUAUUUCAUCCUUUUUUAUCUCUCUCCCCCUCAACAUUACUGCUAUGGGGUCUCCAAAUGUUGAGGGCGACAAUCCCACUAUUCUGA